Messenger RNA from Antechinus flavipes (yellow-footed antechinus), 3426 nucleotides. RefSeq names its product autophagy related 4B cysteine peptidase (gene ATG4B). The coding region runs from base 111 to 1286 and encodes 391 amino acids. The record is from RefSeq and is a predicted model, not a curated record. The transcript has 13 exons. Lineage: Eukaryota; Metazoa; Chordata; Mammalia; Dasyuromorphia; Dasyuridae. Gene Ontology annotation, molecular function: protein-phosphatidylethanolamide deconjugating activity.
UUUAAGGUGGUCACUAAAUUGGGCUGCGCUAAGAACAUUGAUGAGAAGGUGGUGUGGCGUGCGCUGAAGUCAGAUCUGUGUUUAAGUCCUGACUCUGGCGCUCUGUGACUAUGGCAACUCUUACCUACGAUACUCUCAGAUUUGCUGAAUUUGAAGAUUUCCCUGAGACUACAGAACCAGUCUGGAUAUUGGGUAGAAAAUAUACCAUCUUCACAGAAAAAGAAGAGAUCCUUUCAGAUGUGACUUCUCGGCUUUGGUUCACAUAUAGGAAAAAUUUUCCAGCCAUUGGAGGGACAGGCCCAACAUCAGAUACUGGCUGGGGCUGCAUGUUGCGGUGUGGGCAGAUGAUCUUUGCUCAAGCCCUAGUCUGCAGACACUUAGGCAGAGAUUGGAGAUGGAAGCAAGGGAGGAGGCAGACAGACAACUACUUCAACGUCCUCAACGCCUUCAUUGACAAAAAGGAUAGCUAUUACUCUAUCCACCAAAUAGCUCAAAUGGGAGUUGGAGAGGGCAAAUCUAUAGGCCAGUGGUACGGACCAAACACAGUUGCACAAGUACUCAAGAAACUUGCUGUUUUUGACACGUGGAGUUCACUGGCUGUCCACAUAGCAAUGGACAACACUGUGGUGAUGGAGGAGAUAAAGAGGCUGUGCAAGGCCGGUUUCCCGUGUGCAGAUGGUGCCGCCUUUCCUGCAGACUCGGAGCCGCUCUCCAAUGGGUACCCCCCUGCAGCCGAGGUCACGGACAGGGCAUCACCAUGGAGACCACUAGUGCUGCUGAUCCCUCUCCGCCUCGGACUCACGGACAUCAAUGAAGCUUACACUGAGACCCUAAAGCACUGUUUUAUGAUGCCCCAGUCCCUGGGAGUAAUUGGAGGGAAGCCCAACAGUGCUCACUACUUCAUUGGAUAUGUAGGGGAGGAGCUGAUCUACCUGGACCCACAUACAACCCAGCCUGCCGUGGAGUCGACCGAAGGUGGCGUUUUCCCCGAUGAGACCUUCCACUGCCAGCACCCUCCGUGCCGCAUGAACAUCGGGGAGCUCGACCCCUCCAUCGCAGUGGGUUUUUUCUGCAAAACUGAGGAAGACUUCAAUGACUGGUGCCAACAAGUCAAAAAGUUAUCUCGAAUCCCAGGAGCCCUGCCGAUGUUUGAGCUGGUUGAGCGGCAGCCUUCCCACUUCUCGUGCCCAGAUGUGCUGAAUCUUUCACUAGAUUCUUCCGACGUGGAGAGACUGGAAAGGUUCUUUGACUCUGAAGACGAAGACUUUGAAAUUUUGUCCCUUUGAAAAGGCUAGGCGGCGGACUCGCCUGAUCUGUGUUGCGUGGGGGGUGGGGGGUGGGGAGGGAAGCCCCUCUGAGAGCCCGGCUCCGCGGUUUUCACAGGCGCUUGAUGACAUCCCAGUGUUUCAUCCAUCCCGGCGCGCACGGCCUCCGAGCAGAGGGGGCACUGCCUGCAUUCGGUCCUUGGAUCAAGAAUGUUUUCAUGGAAGCCUUAAUGCUUGGAGUCAGGAUCCUCAGCACAAAACACUUUUUCAGGAAAUGGAGACGGUGUCGCCUCAGUGUCGAAAGGUCCCGCGUGAGCAGCGGAGCCAGGACUGGCGUGCUUCACACCGGGAGGCCAGGCCCUCCACCUCCUAACCCUCUAGGCUUUGGUUUGCUUUGGACACUGGUUCUUUUUAGUUACGCAGCGGGAGCAAAGUGGGCUGGACAUCCUCAGGUCCAAGUGGGGGAAGCUGAGCCGAGCCUGUGGUACGGGAAUGGCCUGGACCCUCCCACCCAGUUCACCUCCUUCUCCACAGGGGGUGCUGCUCGUGCUCCAUAUGCAGUGCUUUCUUGCAGACACGUGAUUGUCUUUCUUUGUCUUCUUUCAGUUCUCUGCUACUCCUUCAUUAUUUUUAAGGGCUACCCUCGGGGGCUGGGAAUUGGACUGACUGGAUUUUACCAUGACAAGGUUUCUCAUUUAAAAAAAAAAAAAAAAGUAAAAUUGGUUCUUUAAGACCACUACACACACACAUUUUCUUUCUCUCUCUCUCUCUCUCUUUCUCCGCCUCCCCCUUUCCCCUUCCUUCCCUCCUUCUCUGCUUCUCUCUCUCUUACACACACACACACACACACACACACACACACACACACUUUCCAGAAAAAAUUCUCCAUAGUUAUAGACAGUGUAUUUAAACCAAGAGAAAGCAAAAAAAAAAGAAGGAUUUUGCCCCUGGUAUGGUGAACAUGCCCCGAGGUCAUAUAUAUAUUUAACGGGUAAAUUUUCUGAGUGGUUGAUGGUGUUAUAGGAAGUGUUCAGUGUAUAAAAACUCAAGGACUGCCCAUCUCUUCAGUAAUACUGCAUCAUCACAAAUCUAGGACAGUACAACAGGUUGUUUUUCUAAGAGGGGGAAGAGAUUAAGAAAGAAUAUUUCUCCCAAUGAACCAAGAAUCAAACACUGGCCUUUGACAGGCAAGAACAUUAGCAAAAAGUCUUUGAAGUUGUGUCCUACCUUGGGCCCGGUCUCUGCCAUUAGCGGUGUGAAAAGCCAUGAAGGAGAAGAGAUGGGCUUGAGAGUAAUGCGUUGGGUGAUUUGACUUCUAGUAACGGCCCACAAACAGGAUUUCCUCCGUGGUUUCCGCGCUUGGUGCAGCAUUAGCUGUGACGGCCCUGGCUUUAUGCUAGCUUCAGCUGGAGCAUUGGGAGGUUGGCUGUCCGGUGCAGGGAUGGUCUUAGAAACCAACGGCAGGUCACCGUUGUGAUGAUCCACUUAGGCCGGCCUGGGAUGUUCUCUGGGCCCUCAAAAACCGCCUGCUUGGUUUUCUUUGGCUGUUGGGUUCUAUCAUUGUACCCUAAUCUGCACUGCUAGACCAAUUCAAAUCAUUUUAGUCCUUAGCUGACUGGCUCUUCAGCCCCAUUCAAGUAUAAAGCUGCCAUUUUUCCUGCAAGUGUUGUCAGUUCUUUAGGAAACAUUUAAAGGGAGAGGGAUUUUUGUGGACCAUCUGUUAAUCAUGCAUCUAAGGAAUAUGGGUGAAGAAAUGGCCCUUCUCCGACAAAGAACAUUUCCUAUACUUCGUUCCUAGGAAAGAGAAAUUGGUAUUUGCCAAAAUACUAAGGGCCAGCGUUGGCCACUUUUUUGACUCCCGCUUCUGUCCUGGCAAGUAAAGGAGAGUAAACUGUUAGGAAGGAAACACUUGAAUAUUCAGUUCUGUAAUGGCAAGUGAAAUGGAUUCGGUGGUUUGACUCCAGUGCUGUGUGUCAUGCCGAAGAGCUUCCAAGGCACCCUGCUGAAGUCGAGAAGAAGCAACUACUCCAUUUCCUUUUCCUUUUCUUAUCCAUUCCUUGUCUUUCACAUAUAUUUGGGGGUGGUUAAGGAGAGUGGGGAUAAUUCUCCAUUUAGUGCUUUAUGUUUUUAUCUGAAUAAAUAACUGACAAGCUUCUUAAAA